This is a messenger RNA of Mangifera indica (mango), 1537 nucleotides long. Its product is annotated as calcium uniporter protein 6, mitochondrial-like. Gene Ontology annotation, biological process: calcium import into the mitochondrion; mitochondrial calcium ion homeostasis. NCBI's taxonomy places the organism in Eukaryota, Viridiplantae, Streptophyta, Magnoliopsida, Sapindales, Anacardiaceae. The transcript has 2 exons. Gene Ontology annotation, cellular component: uniplex complex; mitochondrial inner membrane. Bases 276 to 1178 code for a protein of 300 amino acids. The record is from RefSeq and is a predicted model, not a curated record. Gene Ontology annotation, molecular function: uniporter activity; calcium channel activity.
UCCGAAGUGUAAGCCAGAUUUUUGUGGCAGUCCUACGUAUUAUGAAUCUCUUGGUGGGCAAGUUGGAUCUUUCCUAUUUCCAUGUCUUCUCUCAUUUAUUCCCUUGUUUGGCAUAUCUGAUCUCAUUCAUCUAUAAUUGUGAGACUAAGAGAAGAGAACCGAACAAAACAUGGAACCCUCCAUCUGUGAUUGAUAUAAGCUCUAUGUGGUUUUAGUUUGUUGAUUAAAUUGAUAUUAUCUCGUAAGUUCAACAAGACUGCACAAACAGGAAAAAAAUGUGGAGGAGUAUUUUGAAGCACAGCGUUUCAGUAUUUGGGAGAAGAAAGACAUUAACACAAGUCCCAUUUCAAUAUAUCAGAAGUAUUAAUAAUGUUAAACCUCCCUUAUUGCUCCCUGACAUUUUUCCGUUUUCAUCCUCGUCGGAAACGGAAUCUCAAUCUCCGCCGUUGAAGUCCACGGAGAUUUCAUUUGCUGAGGCGAAGAGGUUGAUAAGAUUGGUGAAUAUUGAGGGGCUGAAGAUGAAGCUCGGGAUGCAGGGGAAGGAAGUGAUCGGUUACAAAGAGUUGAUUGAAGCGUGUGAAAGCAUGGGUGUCGCCAGGUCUCUGGAAGAGGCUAUUGCUUUCGCACGUGUGCUUGAUGAUGCCGGAGUUGUUCUUAUCUUUCGUGACAAGGUGUAUCUUCAUCCCGAUAAGGUGGUAGAUCUUGUUAGAAGAGCAGUUCCUCUUGCUCUAACUCCAGAUGAUGACCCCAUGAGGGAUGAAUUAAAGAUGCUACAAAAGAAGAAGGAAGAAAUUGACUUGCUAGCUCAUAGGAAAGUUCAGCGAAUCCUCUGGGGUGGGAUGGGUUUCUUUACUCUACAGAUGGGUCUUUUCUUCAGACUAACAUUCUGGGAAUUCUCAUGGGAUGUUAUGGAACCUAUUGCAUUUUUCUCCACCACAACUGGCAUAAUCUUAGGCUAUGCCUACUUCUUGUUCACUGCUAGAGAUCCCACUUAUCAAGACCUUAUGAAGAGACUCUUUCUCUCCAGGCAGAGGAAAUUAUUCAAGAGGCACAAUUUUGACAUUAACAAAUUCAAGGAAUUACAAUUGAAGUGCAAAACCCCCCUUGAUGCUAGUACCUCUCUCAAAAAUCGUACAGGGCUGGAACUGGAGCUUGAGGAUGCUUUACAUAGGGACUAACUCAACUCUGUUCACAUUUAUUUGGUCCAAAAUACAUCAUCAUCCUAAUCUAUAUUGGUAACAUGUUUGCCCCCUCUUGUUUUCAUGCAGGUGGGGCAAAUAUUUAAUUUUUUUUUUUUAAAGUACAUACCACCCAUGAAUUUUGUUACAUAAAUUCAUUUUUGUGCUAAUAGUAACCUAUCUGUGAGCUUCAACAAGCACAUAGUUUUCAAUUUGCCAGUUAGUUUUGUAAUUUUUGGUAGGUUUCACGGCUCAUGUCAAAUAUAUUAUAUUUUCAAUACCAGUUGUGAGACUAUUUGUAGGAAUUUCCAAAUGCAUGUAUAAAUUUGCUCAAUUUAUGGCUUCUUAUCGUUUUACCU